Molecule: messenger RNA, 1242 nt
Organism: Peniophora sp. CBMAI 1063
Lineage: Eukaryota; Fungi; Basidiomycota; Agaricomycetes; Russulales; Peniophoraceae
Source: the annotation of a GenBank genome assembly
AUGGCCGCUGGACCCGUCGACCCAACAUAUCCACUACUCCCAACUGCAGCAUUCCUUGGGGCGGGGAUGUUGCUGCUUGUGCUGCUCGGCAGUCUCAUACGUCAACGCUAUAGCCUUGGCGUCAUGCUCCUGUGCCUCUGGCUACUCUUCGAAAACGUGACGAACGGCUACAACUUCAUCGUAUGGUCUGACAACGCCUAUAUCAAACAUUUGGUAUACUGCGACAUAGUAUCCCACCUGCAGAUGAUGACGAUCAUCGCCAAACCCAUGUCAACGUUCGUUAUCACCCAUCGGCUGUAUGUGAUCGCCGGUACGCGAUCAACCUUCCCACCGAGUGCAGCCGAAACGCGCCGCAAUGCAAUUAUAGAAUGGGUCCUGGGCUUGGUUGUUCCGCUGCUUGUCGGAGGACCGAUAUAUUACAUCGUGCAAGAAGCCCGGUUCCAAGUCCAGGAGGGUUUCGGAUGCGGAUCGGCUUCGUAUAGCUCGGUCCUCUAUAUCUUGCUCAUACAGUCCUGGAGCAUUAUCCCGCCCAUCCUCUCCAUCGCGCUCCACUACCCGAGAGUGGUACGGGUGUUUUACCUUCAAAGCAGAGAUAUCGGCGACAUUAUGCUCAGCGUCGGCCGAGUCUCGCGCGCCCAUUACUUUCGCCUCCUUGCGCUCGCCAGCAUCGAUAUCCUCAUCACACUGCCCUUUGGCAUCGUUGUCCUCGUCCUCGUCGUGACUACGGGGCUAUCUGAGGACAGUCUGCCCUUCUAUCCCGGCUGGGACAUCGUUCACAAGAACUGGGAGCCGACAGGCUUUGCCUACUCGGAGACGAGUCUCAGCGUAUCUUCGCUUGCGGAGUAUUACUUCUCUUACUGGACGUCUCCCAUUCUCUCCUUCGUCAUCUUUGCCCUGCUCGGGCUCACGAAGCAAGCCCGAGCUACGUAUUGGGACAUCAUACGUGCAUGUGGCAGCUGCGUCUGCCGGAGGCGAGCGUCCGGGGCGAACCGUCAAAGCCAGGAGUUGGCGACCAAGAAGCUCUCAGCGGGUCAGCAUCGGAUCACAUCGCUCAGUAUCGACAUUGGCAAGCAUCCUGAGUUCUCCAUAGACAUCGAUGUGCCCUCUGCUCGCGAUGCUCACGAAUCCAAGACGGAGGCGGUAUAUAGGAGCACACCAGGCGCAGUUGACGCAGCUCACGAAGACCGCAAGGCGGAAAGGGCAUGUAGCCUUACUAGCGAGGGAAACGCGUCGCAACGAUGA